Molecule: messenger RNA, 2638 nt
Organism: Syngnathus typhle (broad-nosed pipefish)
Lineage: Eukaryota; Metazoa; Chordata; Actinopteri; Syngnathiformes; Syngnathidae
Product: CUGBP Elav-like family member 3
Exons: 15
Coding region: 267-1667 (466 amino acids)
Biological process (GO): mRNA splice site recognition; regulation of alternative mRNA splicing, via spliceosome
Cellular component (GO): cytoplasm; ribonucleoprotein complex; nucleus
Molecular function (GO): mRNA binding
Source: RefSeq, a predicted model, not a curated record
CUUCCUCCGGGCUUCUUUUUUCCAAAGACAUAACUUGUAGUAUCCGAGGAGGAGGAGGAGGAGGCACAAAGAAGAGCCGCCGCACGAGAAGAAGGCGACCCCACGAGCAUCCCUCCCUCCCUUUUUGUCACAAGCUUCACCUGCAAGAGGCAUCCUCGCGGCUGCUUUCUCCACCGAAAAGAUUCAGCAAACACCGGCCACUCCUGGUCCUUGAACAAGCCCCCCUCCCGAACCCCCCUUCCCCUCCCCGCCCCCGCUCCGUCCCGAUGAAGGAGGCAGACGCCAUCAAACUAUUUGUGGGGCAGAUUCCUCGGAAUCUGGAGGAGAAGGACCUCAAGCCCAUCUUUGAGCAGUUUGGCAAAAUCUACGAGCUCACCGUCAUCAAGGACAAAUACACGGGCAUGCACAAAGGAUGCGCCUUUCUGACGUACUGCGCGAGGGAGUCAGCGCUGAAAGCCCAGAGCGCCCUGCACGAGCAGAAAACACUACCGGGGAUGAAUCGGCCCAUCCAGGUGAAACCGGCAGACAGUGAGGGCAGAGGAGAGGACAGGAAGUUGUUUGUGGGCAUGCUGGGAAAGCAACAGAGCGACGAGGAUGUCCGAAGGCUGUUUGAGCCCUUCGGCAGCAUCGACGAGUGCACCGUCUUGCGAGGACCUGACGGUACCAGCAAAGGGUGCGCUUUUGUCAAAUUCCAGGGACACGCCGAAGCCCAAGCUGCAAUCGGUAGCCUGCACGGGAGUCGCACAAUGCCUGGGGCGUCGUCCAGCCUGGUGGUGAAGUUCGCCGACACGGAGAAGGAGCGAGGUCUGAGGCGGAUGCAGCAAGUGGCCUCGCAGCUGGGCAUCUUCAGCCCCGUUAGCAUCAGCUUCCCCGCCUACAACGCCUACACGCAGGCGGUCAACGCUCAGCUGGUCCAACAGCAGGCUCUGGUCGCCCAGUCGGCGUACUUGUCCCCCGUGGCCACAGUCGCCGCUGUACAGAUGCAGCAGAUGGCGGCGCUCAAUGCCAACGGAAUCAUCGCCACGCCCAUCACGCCCAUCACUUCAUCUUCGGGGACGAACACUCCACCGACUAUCGCGGCUACGCCCGUGCCAGCUCUCCCUCCGCCGAUCGGUGUCAACGGCUAUGGCACCGUGCCCGCGCCGACCAAUGGGCAGCAAGGAACUGAGACUUUAUACACCAAUGGCGUUCACACAUAUCAAGCUCAGACUCCAGCAGCCUUGGACCCGCUACAGCAGGCCUACGCCGGCAUGCAGCACUACACGGGUGGGUGCUCGCUCGCCUUUGAUGCGGCGUACCCCGCCGCCUACGGAUUGGUGGGCCAGCCCUUCCCCCAGCAGCCCACCCUGGUUGCUCAGCAACACCAGCAGCCCCAGCAACAGCAACAAAGAGAAGGUCCCGAGGGAUGCAACAUCUUCAUCUACCACCUGCCUCAGGAGUUUAGCGAUUCCGAAAUGCUGCAGAUGUUUUUGCCCUUUGGCAAUGUCAUCUCAGCGAAGGUGUUUGUCGACCGGGCCACCAACCAGAGCAAAUGUUUUGGCUUUGUGAGUUUCGACAAUCCUGCCAGCGCUCAGGCCGCCAUCCAGGCGAUGAACGGCUUCCAGAUCGGGAUGAAGAGACUGAAAGUGCAACUCAAGAGGCCCAAGGAUGCCAACCGCCCCUACUGAGUAACAACGGGAAGAGGAACACACAAAUCAAGGUGACCUUUCCAAGCAGAGGUGGAAAUUCCAGAGCGCUUUCCUGUCGCCUCUGUGCAUCGGCGAAGUGCAUUCACAUACUUGCAUUGACACACUCACACACACACACGCACACACACAUGCACACAAGUGUACAUACCACACUCGGUGAGAGCGCCACCUAGUCACUGACGGGGUGUUUAAUUACAAUGCGAGCCUGCCGUAUGUGAACGGUUUACUCCCCCCACGCCCCUCUGAAAGAAAAGUGCUGAUAUAUAUCACUUCCAUAUACAUCUCUAUUACCUGACAAAUAUAGAAGGACCCACUGGCUGGCGGUGGGUUCAUUUCAGUAUGAGGACAAAAAAAAGUCAGACUCACAGAAGGAAAACAGAAAAAAAGGACAUCAUGUAAAUAACUUAGUGGACAAACAGCAUUUAAAAGACUUGCAAAAAGAUCUUUAGCAACUCUGAAAAGGGACACAUUAUUAUUAUUGUCAUUAUUAUUAUUGUUAUUAUUACUACUACUACUACCACUAGUAACAUUAUCAUCUUCAUAAAAAUUGAUUAUUACAUUCCAAAUUGUACAAUGGGAGAUCACUAACCUAUUUUAAAUUUCUACGUAGAUUUUAGGUGAAAAACACAGGGAAGGGGGGGGGGUUGCACUUUUAUUCGGGAGGUUUUAAUAUUUGAGCUAUUUUUUAUUUAUUUAUCUAAUUAUUUUGUUUAUCGAGGGGAGAAAGGGGAUUUGAGUGGGUUGCAAUAUUUUCAUUUUAGAAUUUUUCUAGAGAAAACAAAAGAAAAAAACAAGACGUUCCGAGGGCCCGUUUUGUGUCAGACUCUCGCAAUGGCGUAAUUAUAAUGUAUGUAUUAUUAAUGACGACAACAAUUAUAUUUAUUUCUAAUUUAUUGAACCCUGUUUUUGAUCCGCUCUCUUUUUAAUUUAAAAUAAAAAGUAUCAUACUU